UCCCAAGGGAUUGCCUUGCAGAGGCAGAGAGGCCUCACUCCAUUCACAGAAACAUUGGUAUGCAAGCCUGCUAUUUCAUUCACAUAAAACGAAAAUAUUAUUUGCAUUUGCUCUUCAGCUUUUCCCCCCUUUUUUCCUUCAACGCAGCGUAAACGGGGAGCUCUCAUUCUUCCUUUUGUCCUUUGCUUUCGUGCCGGUGAAAAGAACAAAUGAGCUUUUUGUGUUUUCCAGGCAGCAAGGCAGUUUUUAACAAGAUAUUGGGAGGGACUGCACUGCGAAAUCUGUAGCAGGAUGUGAGAAGCCUUAUGAAUGACUGUCAAUCACCAGCUACCCGCUCCUCUGGACAUUAUCAUGAAUGGUUUUGCUCUGUGUAUAGUCUGCUCUGACAGCCUUUGGUUUAAGGGAUGGUGAAUAUUUCUUUCUAAGCAUGCAGUAAUCGUUGUGCAGUGGGUAUCCGUUUAGCGUGUGCUCAUCUUUGAAUGGUAGUUUUGUGUGUUUAUUAAUAAUUCAUCAAGAUAAUUCAGCACAGGCGCUAAAUUAGGCUUAGUAAUUUUCUCAGCAGUACGAACGUAACAGCCUCAGAAUAUUGGUCGCUGUAUUGGUGUCUGCUUUCUUUUUGUAUGAGGUAUUUACAAAAAAAAACAAAAAAAAAACCAAAUAAUUUUAAAUUGGACAAAUCAUUGCAUGUCAUUGUAUUAAAAAAAAAAAAUCUGAAUUUACAAGAAAUGUGCUUGCAUUAUAUUUGGAUAUGUUAGCUGCAAUUUCUACCAUAACAAGGUGGAGAACAAUGCACUCUUCUUUGUUUAAAUUAUGAAAUAUUUUUGUCCUGUCUGUAAGUGGCACAGUUUAUCUCCACCUAGUAUUCUGAAUUUCAGAUUACAAAAAAUCUUCACAAUGCAGCUAAUCUAGUAUAGUAUCUGUAUUUUUCAUAUAUUAUAUGAAAUAUUUAUUAGAAUUUGAUUGGGUUUGAAAAUGUUGCAGUGUAUUAACUGUAAGCAAGAGGAACUCUCAUUAUUAACGGCAAAUUUUAUGACAGCAUAAAAAUAGUGUUUGCUGGUAUGCACCACAAAUAAUAUAGUUUCACGAUAAUCAGUUUUUGACUUUCAUAGUAUUACUCCUGGGUGAAUCAAACAAAUAUCUGUUUGCUAGUCACCUAUUAUCAUAUAAUUAAAUUAUUAAUGGCCAAAUGCAGAUUAUUUUUGUUUCUUAAAAAUACACUCUUUGUGUGAGCUUGGUAAAUGCAGAAAGAGAUUUUAUGAGGGAGGAGAUACAGGAUUCAGGAUUCAAAGAACAUUUGCUCCCGAUCACAGCAUUUUCUGUAAUUUUUCUUGCUUUCCCACUGAUGAACUAUGAAAGUAUAACAUUCCUGCGGUGGAGAGGAAAUAUCAGUCUAGGAAAUUUGAGAAUUGAUUGGUUCUAGUGUGCUGUAAGUGGGAGGAUUUUUUUUUUUUUUUUUGCUACAGGAAGUGAUUUGCAGUGUUCAGUGAGCCUUUUGUUGAGAAGGGUCUUCUCAGAUCUGUGAGUCAUGCUUUUGCUGCGAGCGGGUAGGCAACUGUGAGAGGGCUCGGGAUCUCAACCAUAUUCCACCUCUCUGUCUCUGGACCUCGCUGGUGAAGGACAGCAUAUCGGCAGCUUUUUGAGUCUGUUUUUUCCCUUUCCUGUACAGCUUUAAUGGAUUGUCUGUUUUCCUCCUUUUUUCCCCGCUAAACUGGAUUGCAGCUCUGGCUUCUUCAUAGCAACAACAACCUAAAGCCAGAACCACAGCAGGAAAAAUUACAUCAGGCUGCCUGUGAUUGCUAUGAGGCAUUUGCUAUGUUAAAGGAGGGGAUAAUUAGCUUGGCAUCGCAUCUGCCAGUGCGCAUGUAGGCAGGCAGAUAGAAGGGCAUGCUUCACCGUACCAAAUACAACCGCUUCAGGAAUGAGUCAGUGACGUCCGUCGAUGAGCUUCUCCACAACCUCUCCAUGAACCCCAAGGUCUCGGCAGCCCCUGCACCCUCUGCCGAGCCCCCUUACUCCCCGCCGGCCGAAGCGCUCCACGCCGACCCCGAGGAUGGCGGCACCACCCUCUGCACCCUCAUCAACAAGGUGUCCCACCUGAAAUUCGCCAACACGGGCAGCCUGCUGGGCAUCAAAAGCCUCCCCUCUGCCGUCAAAGACCUGGCCGUGUCCAGGCUGCAAGGAGGCGGCUCUGGCGGCGGCUCCGGCGGCCCCGGUCCCCCCGCCACCGCGGCGGCGUCCAGCGGUGGCUCCUGCAGCCCCGCCGCUGGCCCCCUCUGCACACAGCAGGACCUGGGCAGCAUGACCACCAGCACGGGGAAAAAGGGCAGGCUGGAGGACGCGCAUCUGGGAGGGCAGGACUGGAAUCCCAGCGGCAACGUUGUCAAUAAACCCUCCAGAGGAUGGCUGCACUCCAGCGAGAAGAUCUCUGGACCUGGCGUGACGUACAUCGUAAAGUAUUUGGGAUGUAUAGAAGUUCUUCGUUCAAUGAGAUCACUAGAUUUCAAUACAAGAUCACAAAUAACCAGGGAAGCCAUCAGUUCGGUAUGUGAGGCUAUCCCAGGUGCCAGAGGAGUGUUUCGUAAGAGAAAGCCUCCCACCAAAGCCCUCUCCAGUAUCCUCGGGAAGAGCAACUUACAGUUUGCAGGAAUGAGCAUCAACCUGAACAUCUCAACCAGCAGUCUGAACCUGAUGACACCUGACUCUAAACAGAUAAUAGCAAAUCAUCAUAUGCAGUCAAUUUCGUUUGCAUCUGGUGGAGAUCCGGACACUACGGAUUAUGUUGCCUAUGUAGCUAAAGAUCCUGUUAACCGAAGAGCGUGUCAUAUUCUGGAGUGCUCCGAUGGUCUGGCUCAGGAUGUCAUCAGCACCAUCGGUCAGGCAUUCGAUCUCCGCUUCCAACAAUACCUGCAGUGUCCCUCCAGCAAGCUUCCUACCUUACAUGAUAGCAUGCUAAAUAUGGAGGAGGCCCCGUGGACAGAGGAGGAAGAGGAGACUGCUGAGCAUCCUUACUACAACAACAUACCAGGGAAGAUGCCGCCACCAGGGGGCUUCAUCGACACACGACUGAAAAACCAAACAUCUGGUCCAGCAGAGGGCAGUCAGUCGAGUCCAGCGGUUGGACUAGACCAAACGUACUACCAGGGGAGACACUGUGGGGAGAGCUGGAGUGAGGAAAGGAGGUCCUUGCCUGUUCGACAGGGUUCAAGUGACAUAUACAGUCUACCUGAGGGUAAAAGUCAAGUACCAAAAAUGGGGGACGUCCCCACUUACGUGAACACCCAGCACAUCGAUGUCCAGGUCCUGGCAGCGCUGCAGACAGAGUCCGACACUGUGACGGACACGCCCAUGGGGGUGGCCAAAGAUAGUCCUCGGAAAGAUCUGUUCGAUAUGAAGCCCUUUGAAGAUGCCAUCCUCACCCAGGCUCCGGUCCCAGCGCUGAGCAAGGUUGCCUCCGUGGACAACUCCAGCCCGCUCCUGGUCCGGGCUGCGGCGUUCAGAGCCAACGAGGAGCUGGAGGGGCAGCCGUGGUACCACCGCGAGAUGAGCCGCAAGGAGGCCGAGAAGCUGCUGCGGGAGGACGGCGACUUCCUGGUGCGAAAGAGCACCACCAACCCGGGCUCGUAUGUCCUGACGGGCGUGCACAACGGGCAGACCAAGCACCUCCUGCUGGUGGACCCGGAGGGCACGGUGCGGACAAAAGAUCACAUUUUUGACAGCAUCAGCCACUUAAUUAGCCAUCACCGUGACAACAACUUGCCCAUAGUCUCUGCUGGAAGUGAACUGUGUCUUAAACAGCCGGUAGCAAGAAAAGAGUGAAAAGUUAUCAUGCUGCAUUGGAGAAAAAAGUCUUUACUCCUUUCAAACUUGAAACUUGAAGAAGAAUACAGAGAAUAUAUUAUUGUCACAAAUUGCUAAAGAUGACAGUGUUUUCAGAAUGUGGGCAUCUUUUUGGCUGCUUGCAAAGGUGGGGAAAGAUUUGUUUCAAUUGACAAGCGAUUUAUAGAACUACUAUUAUUUUGUUGUGAUGAUUGAAAUUAUAUAUUUUUUGAGGACAUGCAUAGGUUUAAUGAAUAGAUGUUUAUUUGGUGUUUUAAACAAGAGAAAGCAACUGUUAACUGUUUAGAUUAUUUGCAAAUUGACCUCAAGGAGGCAAAAAGAGUAUUUUAGAAUAACCUAAUGUUCUAGUUUUGUCUAUGAAGCACAACCAGAUUUACACAAUUGUUGGUAAGACUUAGAGGAAUCAAAUAUUUGAAAAGGAGUUAGUAUUUAAAUAUUUUAGGAUCUUUUAUUGCAGCUAGCGUAACAGUUCAUUUGGUAACAUUCUAUCAAAUCACUGUUGAAUAUGCUUUCACAGAGAUGUGUAUCUGUUUGCUUUACAGUAGUCACAGAAUUUUGGGACACGUCUACUUAAUCCCCACAGUGCUGUGAAUGUGAUUUUCAAUAAGGUGAAAUUUUCUAUUCAAUACACUAAUUUAUCACUGCAGUCGCAUGACUUGAAAAUUAACUGUUCUCGUGGUCAUUGUUUGUAGACCUUUAACCCACUGAGAGGUGCUUGUGUAUACUCACAGUAUUACGCUUUUGAAAACAUCUCUGUAUCUGGUUUGAAAUCCCUCUAUAACCCUUACCGGAUGUGUAGCUAAUUAGGUCAAGGUUGAUUUUAUGUCAUAGUUGAUUGAUCUUAUGGGGCACCCUGGCAGGCUGAAUUGUGAAUUUAAAAAAGAAAGUACAUUCUUUGACAAAUAUUCACCUAUGAAUAGCACAAUCAAAUCACGUGUAUGUGUUACCAUGUUUAAGUUACAGAUUUUUUUUUUUUUUGCAUAAUCACUAAAUUCAAGGGGUUAUAUUAGAAAAUCAUUUAAAUGAAUCUCCUUGAUUCACUAUAUUGAUAUCUUUAUAAAAUGUCCUGUAUUUAAAAUAAUAAUUACACUAUACAACAUAAAUGGGAUUUGUCAGUUUUCACUUAUGAUUUUUAGGUUGCAUAUACAGUACUAUCUCACAAAAAUAUAUAUACAUGCUCACACUUCAUUGAAGUAGGACCUAUGUAAUUGCACUGUAGUACAAUAAAUACUGUGGAAAUGAAAGCUACCUGUGCUAUAUUACUAAGGAUGGGGAAGUUAAAUGGAGAGUAAAGGUUACUGUAGGUUUAUUCAGAUAACUUGUAUUUCGAUUGUGUUUAUCAAUGCAUAAAUUGUGCUUCACAAUAGCAACUAUGGAACAAGAUGCACACACAUAGUACAUAAACAGUAGCUGCACAGUAGUUACAAUGAAAUUACAUAGGUAACAUUGCCAGCCAGAACCAUACUCUAACCCUGUAUACUUACUGUAUAUGGCAGUGGCAACCAACCCUGUUCCUGGAGUCUACCGUCCGGUAGGUUUUCACUCCAACCCAAACAAAGCACACCCCAUUCAACAGCUAGAGAUCUUGUUGAGCUGCUAAUUAGUAGAGUCAGGUGUACCAAAUUAGUGUUCAAAUUAAAACCUAUGGGAACAGGGUCGGUUACCCCUGGUAAAUAUGGGGUAGUUCACAUGACAUGCAAUGCUAUACAAAGAGACCGUAUGGACAACUAAAUAACAGCAACAUAUGAAACUUUUAUUCAUUUAUUAUAUUUAUGUCCUUAGCAUGACAACACACACUUGUAUUAAAUAUUACUCAAAGUAUUUGUAAAUCUUACCAGUCAAAUUUAUUUUCAAAAACAAAUCGCAUCAUGCCUGUGAUAAAAGCAGGGUGAGUAUUAGAGUGGAUCAACCAGGCCCAUUAGGAGUAUACAUAGACAGAAAUAAUUAUACAAACCCUGCAACAAAUUAACCAUGUGCUAAAUUAUUUUAAAUGGUUUAAAAAUAUUAAAAUAUUAGUCUUGUAUUUCUCCUUACAGCUGAACUGGGAAUUUAAUUCAUUAUAUAGUUUUUGCUUCUUUUUGGGAGAAAAAUUAAGCAAUGUUUACAAAAAGAAGAGUCAACAAAAUACAAAGAAGAAACAAAAUACAAACUAAUAAUUUUGGUUUUGUAUGUUGGUAUUCUAAUUUUCCUACAGAAGUUCUGUCCUGCAUGAUUUUUUUUUUUUUUUUUUGUGUGAAAAGUAUUUUCAGUACUUAACUGAAGAACCUAAGAAUAGAGAUUCAUGGGCACCUGUUAUUAACAUAUCCAAUAGAAAAUAACUAUUUUAAUCCUGAUAUUAUGUUACCAAAACAAGUUGAUAACUCACGUUUCUUAAAAAUACUUUUUAAAUUGCACACUUGAUCACUAUUAUUUUGAUUGUACUUGGAGUACCAAUAGUACUGCUUGCUGUUGGUUACAUUUUCUAGCAUUCUAUACAUAGUUUUGUGAAAUAAGUUGUAUUGACCAGUCUUCAGCGCAUUGAUUGUUCACGCAUUGAUUGAUCACAGUUCAGAUUCUAAUCUAUGGAACUGAACUUUUAUUUUUAAUCACUGCAUUUUGCACUUGGAUGAGAACAGAAUGCAAUUUGUAUAUACCUCACAAAAAAGAAAGGAACCUUUACCUGAAACAGAAAGUCACCUGUCUCCUGAACACAACUUUGCUGAAACAGUGUUAUCAGAUAUACGGUCAAAACCAAGGUUAACAAUAUAGAAUUGCCAUGAGAACCAUAUAAAAUAAAAUGUAACUAAAUUAUAUAUCCUGAUUUGUUUGAUGCAAAUCCAGGGUGAAAUGAUUAUUUAACAGUACCCUACUGUUUGAAAUACUGUUCAUAAACAUUUUAAUUUUACAGGUUUUUGUUUACCCCUUAUUCGUUUCUUCAUCCUAUACUGUACCGAAUGUGCAACCCUGCAGACUACUAUCUGAAUAGCUUUUGUUCAACAUUCACAAUGGUUCAAUGGAUUGUUGUUUCAGAUGUCAAAAUAUAUGGGAGCAUUAGGAAACAAAAUCUAGGUUUUCCAACCAUCUGUGAAACCUAUUCAUUGUGAUAUUUGCAUUUUAUUGCAAAACUUGUUAGUGUCUUGCUUUAAAGGUAGUUUCUAUUUUUCACAUUUCAGUAGGCCACUGCAGAGGGUAUAUUAAAAUCAUUGAAUGGAAAAUAUCUUAUUGAGCCACAAAAUUAUAAUAGUGGAUACACAAUGUAAACAAUCCAAGAAAAGUAUAUUUUUAGAUAUACAGUAUCCCUCUCUCUCUCUUUCUUUUUCACACACACACACACACACACACAUACACAUAAAGAAUGUGAUAAAAACUAAAUGUCCAUCCCAGUAGACAUUUUACUCACCAUGUUGUUUCAAGACAUAGUUUUUUAAAAAUGUUUUCAAUCAGUUCAGUACAAUGCACAAAUGAAGUACCGUAAAACUUUUUCUUGGACUCUUCUUGACUGAUAAAACAAAAAGUCAGUUUGGCAUAACAGGUAGCAUAUUUUCAUGGAAAAAACCUAGUGUUUGGGAGUGAGGGAGUUAACAAUUACAUUGCUUUGCCAGAUUUUUGUCCUUGAAAAUGUGCCUUUUCAUUGUAUCAAUGGUGUUUGUUCUUUUAAGUGCAAUAGCCAAACCUUUGCUGAAGUUCUUCGAGGGCAUGCCCAUUCAUUAAAGGUUGCGCUUUGCAGUGCUAACAUAUUGCUGCUUAAGAUUCAACAGUCCAGUCCCUUUUAUCUUUUGAAAUAUAUUUAUUCUGAACUUGAACAACAGUGAAUAGAAUCACUCUCAAAUCCUUUGGAAUUAAAAAGUGGUUGUUUCCUGAAGAUGUUUACAGAUUUAAUCUUUGGUUGUAUGAAUUUUCAUCACUCUGUAAGACUGUUGGCAAUAAAACAGUGAAUGUGUA
Molecule: messenger RNA, 7758 nt
Organism: Anguilla rostrata (American eel)
Lineage: Eukaryota; Metazoa; Chordata; Actinopteri; Anguilliformes; Anguillidae
Gene: shc3
Product: SHC (Src homology 2 domain containing) transforming protein 3
Exons: 12
Coding region: 1885-3816 (643 amino acids)
Biological process (GO): intracellular signal transduction; cell surface receptor protein tyrosine kinase signaling pathway
Cellular component (GO): plasma membrane
Molecular function (GO): receptor tyrosine kinase binding
Source: RefSeq, a predicted model, not a curated record